Linderina pennispora is the source of this 3396-nucleotide messenger RNA. RefSeq lists its product as uncharacterized. The record is from RefSeq and is a predicted model, not a curated record. Bases 37 to 3024 code for a protein of 995 amino acids. The transcript has a single exon. Lineage: Eukaryota; Fungi; Kickxellomycota; Kickxellomycetes; Kickxellales; Kickxellaceae.
UUUUUCGGGCCCCUUUUUUGCUGUUAUUCCUUCACGAUGAACGUCGAAAUUGCGCCAAUUAGUAUAGACACAACGAAGACAUUAGCACGACUGUUCCCAUCGUCGCGCGAACAGAAGCACGACCACCUAGUCCCAAUUGAAGCAGGUGCUAAGCCCACCCAGCAUUUGCUCGACAAUUUUUUCGCUGCGGAUUUCCUGCCGCCGUGCCAACGUGCCCGCAACGGACAGAUGCCCUCUGCUGCAGCCGAGGACUCGUAUGGCGUGCGCUACGUUCACCACCUGGCAAGUCAGGCCAAAAAGGACGUUCACGCAUGUGCCGAAAGCAUCCGUAGUGAGCUGACCAAGGUCAAGUGGGAGCAGGAGUCCCUGGAGGCCAUACUAGCGGAUAGCAUCGCUGUCCAGCUAGCAGCCGAACACGAUGUGCAGAUGGAGAUAACAAGUAGCGACCUAAGCCACAGGUUCUGGGCGUCAAAGAUGCCAAACGGCCUGUGGCGGAUGAUCCACGGCCAUCUGUCCAGCAACAGCAAUAUAACCACCAACGACACCGAGCUGGCCGUCGAGAUUCUGUUCAUAUUCUCCAGCUGGAGCAUUGCCGACAAUGGCCGCGGGGCACCGAGUACCAGGGAGUCGCAGAGAGUCGGCUUGGCAAUGCAGCUGUUUUGCAAACACGCGUGGGCAGGUAAGCGCGGCAGCGAAAUGCAGAGAGUCAGGGUUGGGCAUAAGGCGCUGAUGCUGUUGGAGGUCACGUGGCGGCUCCUUGUCGGCGACGAGCACGAUGCCAAAAGGCGAAUUGCUGGAAAGCCGCGACGCAGUACUCGCCGUCGCAGCAGCAGCAGCAGCAGCAUCCAUGACAGCGCGCAGGGCGAAGACGAGAGCGAUGACGAAGAGACAGUGCGUGGGCUGCAGAAAACAGGACUGGCGCGCGACGCCCUGCGGCAGAUUGCCGAGUCUGUCGAAAAGUACCCCUUGCUGAAAGGAGAAGUCCAAGAGACAGUUGACAGCCUGCGCCUAUUUGUCCAUCCCUUUGAUGGCCACGGUACACGGACCGCGCAAUUGGGCAGGUUCGGCCCGAUGCGCAAAAAGACGCACGUACCACCAAUGCCACAGCAGCCGCUGCCAGUCGCCCAACAGCUGAACAACCUUCUGGACCAACCUGUGGGCGAUAUGCCGGAGCGCCAGCAGCACCAGCAGGAUAUGCCACCGAAUUUCUUUAUAGACCGCAAGCCGUGGUUUGCAGAGCCACCGAGAGCCGCUAGGGACGCCAUACGCACGUAUGUUGAGAGUGCGCGCAUGGAUCGCACUGAGCGCGAGUACGCAGAGUGGUGGAGACGGCUGAUACAUGAGCGUGGAAUGCCGCUAGGCCUGACGCUGAACACUGCCACAAGGAAGGGCACGACCAACGAUGUCACCAUCAACUACAAGUCUGGUGACCCUGCUGCCCGUCACCGCCGUAGCUCGUCACGAUCUGACAACCGGCUGCCCUCAGACCCGGGCGACGGCAGCUCACGUAAAAUGGACGUAUUUGAGUUCCGUGGUAUUAUUGAGACUGAGGACCUUCCUGCUCUCGAGCAGCAGCUGGAUGGACGUCAGUCUGAAGUCAAAUGGCCUGCACACACAGAGCCACCCGAGGCACAGGAUGCAUACGACGUAUUAUACAAGACUCUGUUCCCAUUGCUAGGCCACUUUUGUCGCGCCAUUAUCACCACCAUUGCCAACUGGGCGCCAACCGAGAAGGAGCUGCCGACCCGCCAGUUUCUGAUCAAUGUCGGACCGCCGCAGGUAUCCGAGCACACCUGCUUUGGCAUUGUGAAGUACCCGCGUAGCGAUAUUACUAAAGAAGCUCAUGGGAAGGCGGAUGAGAAGAGCGCAUCAGAGUCCAACAGCAGCGACAGCGGGAAUCCAGUCGCUAACGAGCGCAAGGUGCCUUCCGACACAGACAAGAAGAAGCCCGAUGCAGCUGAGCAGCCGUCAUCGAGAGAUGUGCCGGUGGAGCUAGCUGCCCGAUUGAUUGCGCAGUACGCACAGUGGCAGGCUGUCGGCUCGCUCAUGUUGAACAUCAGCACAAGCUUCCGUGCCAAUCACGCUUUGCAGGCAGACUACCUGUCGCAGCUCUUGAUGAACUGCAACUUGAUUCCGGCGCUGUUCUGGUGGAUUGGGACAGCCAACCUCGACAUCUGCGUCGACCUUCCUCUAUCAGUCAUCCAGCACACGUUCUCAGAGGCGUAUGAGGCUGCUAUGAGCGAGCAAGCGAUGGUGGACGAGCCAGACAUCGACGCUAUGAUGAUGGAGCUAGGCAGAGACUCGGGACCACCGAGCACUGUUGACAGCAUGGAUGAUGCUGAGGCGGCAACGACAAGGAGUACGAGGAGGUCUCUGGAGAAGGGAGCAGCGGGGUUUGGUUCGAGUUUCGGCGACGAUUCGGACACCGAAACUACUGUGUGGACGCCGGCUCUUCAGGGAAUCCAUUUGUGCAUGCGCUUCCUGCGGCUGACCACCUACCGCAACGGCCUGCGCCGUGGACUCCUGUACAAGAACAAAGCGCUGCAUUUCUACAACCGCCUGCUCAAAUUCCCGUCGCUGCCUGUCCGCCAGGUCGGCGCCGAGCUGUACCGCGACGUCAUGCAGGUGAUAUCGAAAAAGCAAAAGCAGGCGUACUUGAACAACAUCGCUGCUGUUUACAUGUAUGCGCCUGUGGCGUUGGCGGAUACGUUUUGGCUGGCAGAUUACUCGCUGGAUCCGCAUAUUGAGAUGCACAGGCAUGUCGAGCUGAUCAGGUUGUUGCAUUUCUACCAUAUGUCGGCAUUGACCCUGAAGCUGCCCGAUGACCCUUCGUUGUUCCCGUCGCUGAUGAGGCAGGCGCAGGAGCUAUCCACUGUGUUGCCAUCACCAGCCAGGGACAUAUCAAUCGAGAAGAUGCCGCUGGGCAGUAGUAGCAGCUGUGGAGGGGAGGUUGCUAAGGAGGAGUGGCUGCAGUGGGAGUCCGACUUGGAAGAGACAUUGGAGGAUGUGACUUUGCAAAUGUAGUACUAGUCUUGAUAUUGUGUUUUAUUUGUCUGCAUGUGGCUAUUGCUAAUACACUCCCAGUCCACGAGUACUCAAACAUAUUCUAUGCGAGCAUAGGAAGCUUGUUUUGAGUCAGAGCCCCAGCAUGUGCCUAACUACAUGAUCAUCAUACUUCAACACCGCUCUGGUGAAUAGAAGCACAGUUGUGCAAUAUCUUCAUAAGAAUAAUUGUGAAUGCCCGCAUUGCGACUUUACAUGUGAGAAUGGAGUUGAGAUCGCUCAGCACAUAACGGCGCAUCAUUCGUCAGGCACAUGGCUGGGUUUCCCAGAUGAAGAAUCGCGCAGGCAGGAGUGUGUCGACAAAGAAAGCGUAUCUUCAGAGAUAAUUAGGUG